This is a messenger RNA of Cyprinodon variegatus (sheepshead minnow), 1083 nucleotides long. RefSeq names its product RAD1 checkpoint DNA exonuclease (gene rad1). The record is from RefSeq and is a predicted model, not a curated record. The transcript has 6 exons. Gene Ontology annotation, molecular function: 3'-5' exonuclease activity. Gene Ontology annotation, cellular component: nucleus; checkpoint clamp complex. The coding region runs from base 3 to 842 and encodes 279 amino acids. Gene Ontology annotation, biological process: DNA repair; DNA damage checkpoint signaling. NCBI's taxonomy places the organism in Eukaryota, Metazoa, Chordata, Actinopteri, Cyprinodontiformes, Cyprinodontidae.
CAAUGCCUUUGUCCACAAUAUCUCAGAGUCAAGAUGAGCAAUAUGUUCUGUUAGCCAUUUUGGAUAACGCUCGCAAUCUCUCCAACAUACUGAAAGCCAUCACCUGCAAGGACCACGCCAUCUUCACAGCAACAGCAAAUGGCCUGAAGGUCACAGUGGAGGAUAGCAAAUGCAUGCAAGCAAAUGCUUUCAUUCAGGCAGAUGUCUUUCAAGAGUUCACAUUAAAAGAAGACUUGGUUGUUUUUCAAAUUAACCUCACUGUUCUUCUCGACUGCUUGAACAUCUUUGGAGGAAACACAGCAGCAGGAGUAUCAACAGCUCUACGGUUGUGCUACAGGGGGUAUGGUCAUCCUCUGACAUUGUUCCUGGAGGAAGGUGGCGUAGUGACUGUCUGUAAAAUUAAUACACAGGAACCAGAAGAACCAAUUGAUUUUGAGUUCUCCAGCUCCGAUGUUACAAACAAGGUCAUUCUACAGUCAGAGAGUCUAAAGGAAGCCUUCUCUGAGCUGGACAUGACUAGUGAGGUGCUGCAGAUCACCAUGUCCCCCAGUCAGCCGUACUUCAGGUUGUCAACAUUUGGAAACUCUGGAAAUGCGCAUUAUGACUACCCUAAGGAUUCGGAUAUGAUGGAGCUUUUUCAGUGCAACAAAACGCAAACCAAUAGAUACAAGAUGUCCUUACUCAAACCAUCCACCAAAGCUUUGGCAAUAUCCUGUAAAGUGUCAGUGAGGACAGACAGCAGAGGGGUCCUCUCUCUACAGUAUCUGGUCAGGAACGAUGAUGGACAGAUCUGCUUUGUGGAGUAUUUCUGUUGUCCCGAUGAGGAGGUGGAGGAGGAGUAACAGCUGAUUUGGUCUGACCUUUUGUAAUACAGCUGCAAAUUUAACAGCUCAUCUGACCUCACUAUUAAGAGGUUCCGUUGUUGCAGAAAAAGAUUUAACUCCAGCCUUGCCAUGAAUGAUCUUCCUGCUAAUAAAAAAUAUAUAGUUUGGAAAAUCCAACAUUGGAUUUAUAAACGGCAAGGAAGGAUUUCUGUUAACCUUGAGAAGGACUUUUCCUCCACCCUCAUUUUUUCAGGCAACU